This is a messenger RNA of Paramecium sonneborni, 847 nucleotides long. The record is from the annotation of a GenBank genome assembly. Lineage: Eukaryota; Ciliophora; Oligohymenophorea; Peniculida; Parameciidae.
AUGGAUAAAGAAAUAAUAUAAUUUCAAGAUAAAAAUUAGGAAUUGGAAAGCUUUUCAUAGAAAAUUAGAUAUACCACCUUAGAUAAAAAUAAUCAAAAUAGAAUGAAAGAGUUAGCUAUUGGAAUUAAGAUCAUACUAAUUAUUCAAACCUUAUUUAUUGGAAUCAUUUUUGGAUUAAAUAUAUACUUAAAUAUAUAAUUUAGUUGGCCUUAUGAGACAUUUUUAAGCUAAGCUUUAUAUAUACGAAUUUUUUUUUUGACUUUGACAAUCAUCUUUAUAAUUCGGCUAUUAAUCUAUAGAUUAAGAAACAAUAUAGCUUAAUGUAAUUAUCAAUUAUAUAAGUAAGACAUAUUUAUUGUAAUUUUUAUUGCAGCAUAUCUAAUUUUUUUUAUUUCAUUAAGCUAGAUUUCAAAUAUUUUUGAUCUUCAAGGAGAGAAACUCUUCAAUUUUUACAUUUAUUAGGUUUUAUUAACCCUAUUUAUUGGAUAUAUUUAUAAUCUAAUUUAUUUUUCAUUAGCACAAGAUUAUAUUGAGAGAAGUAAUUAGUUUAAUUAAUUUAGAGGUUCAAUGUAGUUAGGCGGUAAUAAUAAUUAUAGAGGUAAUCGUAUAUAUCUUAGUUUUUAUUGGUUUUCUAAGUAAUUAAAGUGAUUAAAGUGAUUAAAGUGAUUAUUUCUAAAGAAUUGUUUCCAUAUUAUUUCUUUAGGGAGUCAUAACUUUAUAUUUACAUAUGUAGAUACAUUUAUUGUUUAAAAUAAUCAAUGGAAAAUUAGAAUUAAAACCUAACCAAUAUUUUUAGGGAUAUCUAUAUAUACAAAUUACAACAUUUUUGGUUUGUUUUAAGGAUUGA